This is a messenger RNA of Notolabrus celidotus (New Zealand spotty), 3567 nucleotides long. RefSeq lists its product as uncharacterized. The record is from RefSeq and is a predicted model, not a curated record. Gene Ontology annotation, molecular function: double-stranded RNA binding; nucleotidyltransferase activity; tRNA binding. Gene Ontology annotation, cellular component: cytoplasm. Bases 565 to 3237 code for a protein of 890 amino acids. The transcript has 13 exons. Lineage: Eukaryota; Metazoa; Chordata; Actinopteri; Labriformes; Labridae. Gene Ontology annotation, biological process: regulation of translational fidelity.
CUGAGCCUCACCUGGCAGUGCUGCAGAGCCAGCUCAAACACGUCAGUUGUGCUGCCAAUCAGACCGACUCCGAUGCUGUCCAGCACCAUUCUUUUGCUGCGGUGGAUCACCUGAGAGGACAGGUGCUGGGGCUUCACUUCACCGAUGAACUUCCCAAAGCUGGCUGUGACUGUGUCCUCUGGGGCUGGAUGCCUUGAUACUGCAGGGAGAAAAAAAAACAUAGGAGUUAGUAAAGGAGAAGAUUUUGACAGAGGAAAAUAUGCCUCCUUUGUUUGGCAACGCAAACUUGCAGUCAACAGCUUCUGAUGGAUGCUGAUACUUUUUGGAUGAGAGUACCUGCCUUAUAUAGUCCAGGACUCAGUGUCUGAUGAUACUUACCUGGGAGGAACAGGGAAACACAGCAUUCUUCUCAAGAAAAAAAAUGCAUCAGACAAAGUGAAGGAAUUUCCAUAACUAGCAUCACCAUCAUAAUCAGAUGAGGAAAGGGGGAGGAGAAAGGAGUGGUACCUUAUUGUAUAAGAUCACCUGUCCGAGCAUCUUCAUCAGAGUUACAACAAAGACACAAUGGCAGCAUCAGAUGGUUUCCCAGCCAGUUUCUAUGGAGAACCAGGAGUGUUAGGCAUGUUGUCCAAUGGGAUCAGUGCAUUCCUCGUACUUCUACAGAACUUCAAUACAGCACACAUUGGCAGGGCACCAGUAGGAGUGGAGAACAUACUUGCAGGUGUUCAUCUCAUCCUGAUUGGUGGUAUUUGCCAGCUGGUGGCUGGAUUGCUCUCCUUUAGAAAAUAUGAUCACCUGAGCGGAACUGCCUUCAUUGGCUACGCUGCUCUUUGGGGCAGUUAUGGCGCCACUAGAAUCUUCUUUGGCACAUUAGCUGACACUAAUACGACAGCAUCUUUGAUGAUUAACAAUUCAUCAAUGUCAACUUUCACAUUGAGCGACAUGUCCUUGAAUGCAACCCCAGAGAUCUCUAUAAGCUAUUUAAGCCAGUCUAUUAAAGAGUCGGCCAUUGCUGGUCUGGUCCCGUAUAUCCUCCUGUCCUUCCUCCUCGCGUUCUGCUCGGCCACGGUCAACUACAUCAUGCCUUUUGUUUUUGGUGCCAUCACAUUCACCUUAGUUUUUGAGGCAGUUAGUCUGGUAUCAAGCUCCUGGGCUCUAGUAGUCUCUGGAAUUCUGGAGUUGCUCAUUUUGCUUUUUGCCAUCUAUGGUUCAGCUGCUCUACUUCUCAAAGGUCUAACUCAACGCCUAGUCCUCAAAGGUUUUGGCACCCCCCUUUUUAACGUUCUCCUGCUGGGAACCACCAGCUCAGCAAAUGCCAAAAGCAUUGGCCAAGAGAAGAAGAAAAACACAAAAUAUGCUGAGCCCAUAGCCUUAGGCUUCUUCAGUGACACUGUUGCCCCCUUCAUCUUUGCUUUCUACAGCUUUGGGUACAUGAAGUCCUUUGGCUUAGGAGCUGCGUGGGUCUCCAUCAUCUCAUUUGCUCAGCUGUUCUCUAGCUACUACGCCUAUCUGCGCCAAGACUGCUACCACACCACCAAAUUUGGUCUUCAUGCAACAUAUUGGCUGAUCAAAGCUUGGGAUGAGUUUGUGAUAUCUGCUCUAAAUGUAAGGGACAGUGAAGUGGUUUCCGGGAGAGAAGCAAUGGUGGGAAAUUGGUUCUUUGUGAUGGUAGGCUUGGUAAUUUGCAUGGCAAGUCUGAACAUAGAUGUCCUGGAACUGAGCCACAACAUGCUGUUUGUCUUGGUCACAGUCUCGACAAUCCCCCAGAUUCCUUUUCAGGGGUACUACAUCUUCUUUGGUGUAGCUUGCUCCCUGUUCACUGCAGCCUCCCUGUAUGGUACUUUCUCACGACUUAUCAACACCAUAGCAGAGAAGUCUCUGAUUCCUGUGGGAGCACAGCCCGUCUCCACUGACCGAUUCAAGAAGGCUUUGGGAUGCUGCAUGACCAAGAUGGGAGAACAUGAAGUUCUACCCCAGAAUGACCAGGUUACAGAUGCCUUGUUCUACUUUUUGAAUGGGGUUGCAGCUCUCUCAGCUCUUCAUGCAAGUUCAUCAAGCAAAAAUUCCACUUAUCUUCAUCUGACCAUCCCCUGGGUGCUCAUCUCUGGAGCCAUUAUCCAGGCAUAUGUCAGCCGGCUGCAGGUCAAUGGAGGGCGCCGCUUUGGGUCAGUCAUCUCAUCCAUUUAUGUGGCAGUAUGGGCAACCUGGACCUGGUUCAGGUUUUCAGGUAACCUCCUUCAGCUCUCUAGAGAGGCAGCCUAUGCUUUUACAGCAGGAGCCAUCGCUCUGCUGGUCAUUAAUGCUUUCCUGAUGCUGAUUGCUGCCUAUAGGAACCUGGUUUUGCUGCUUCUGACGGCAGUCAUGGAGGUUGUUCUGGUCUGUUUCUUGCUCUCCACUCUGCAGCGUCUACCAUAUGAACUGGAAAUGGCCAUGCUUGCACUGCUUUCAACAGUUUGUAUAUAUGGAGCUCUGGCAUCUCUGGUAAAUUGCAUUCUCUCACAGAGGCUGCUGCCUAUGGGCCCUCCUUUAAUAAAGGAGGAUAAGAAGCAGGACACUGCCCCUGAGCUGCCCUGCCCUGUGGCUGAUUCACAACUCUCCAGUGGUCUCCUAAAGAUCGCUGGCCUUCUGGAGCAGGGAGGAGUGUGUGGUAUUCCCACAGACACUGUGUAUGCUCUGGCUGCCUCCUGCAAGAAUCCUCAAGCUAUUGAGAAGAUCUACAACAUUAAAGACAGACCAGCAGAGAAGCCCAUCUGUAUCUGCAUUUCUAAUGUGGAGCAGCUGGUGGCAGCCAAGCCUCCCUUCAGUCCUCUGCUGUGGGAGUUCAUGAGGAAUGUGUAUCCAGGAGGCAUCAGCUGUAUUGUCAGCAAAGGAGACUGGCUCUUCAGACUGGGAGUGGGACCAGCUUAUGACCGUGUUGGCACCAGGGACAGCAUCAUGAUCCGUGUCCCUGACCACACGGUGACAGGGCACCUGUGUGACAUCACGGGACCCCUUGCUAUAACCUCGGCCAAUCCAAGUGGAGAGUCAGACAGCACCCACCACAGCAUGGUCAUCAACCGACUUGGACACAAGAUCCAAGGGGUUCUGUGUGACGGAGACUCAAAUGAAGUUAUUGCUUCCACGGUGGUCAACUGCUUGAAGAUUGAUGAAGGAACCAUCACCAUUUUAAGAGAAGGCUGUGUCCCCGCAGGGAAAGUCCAACAGAUCUUUGACAGAGUGAAAAGCAACAUGGUGUAAAAAGAUCUCUCCUAUUUAUAUUCAACAGACAUGAGGAAAAAGUGGGUGAAAGCUAGAGUGCUGCUUAUUGUAAAUGUGGAUGUCUUUGGAAAUGUUACAAUGAAAUACAGAUUUGUGUUCAAGUUAUCAUUCUGGAAAAUAUUUAAAAAAUAGCAAGAAAGUUGAUGUUUAGGUUCAUAUAUAUCAAAGAAUAUUUAAAUAGAAUCACUGUAAAUGCUGAAUAAUUCUUUUUGAUAAUUAUGUAUUUGUUCAAAUUAUACUGACUGUUAACAUGAAUGUAUUUAUUUUUCUGUGGAAGUAUGAUCCCCUUUGCAUUAUGUAUACAAACUC